Molecule: messenger RNA, 5465 nt
Organism: Myripristis murdjan (pinecone soldierfish)
Lineage: Eukaryota; Metazoa; Chordata; Actinopteri; Holocentriformes; Holocentridae
Gene: neurl1aa
Product: neuralized E3 ubiquitin protein ligase 1Aa
Exons: 6
Coding region: 397-2124 (575 amino acids)
Biological process (GO): negative regulation of Notch signaling pathway
Cellular component (GO): plasma membrane; postsynaptic density
Molecular function (GO): ubiquitin protein ligase activity
Source: RefSeq, a predicted model, not a curated record
UGCUGUCUGUAGGAUAUUUUGGAUAUUUCCCUUGUCACUUCCCCGUUGUCCAUAAAUAACCAACCACUUGUCAUGGCUGCUCGGCACGGCAGUGAUAGUGUUAAAAGCGCUCACCAAGAGUCUCCACCUUUUAUGUAAAUGCCAGUGUGAGUGAGUGGGACCCGAGGCGGAGAGAGCGCUUCGUGAAUGGGGGGAGUUGCCUUCGCGGAUCUGCGCUGCGCUCAAGGAGGUGUGGGUUUCUUUCCACUGUUUUGCAUCUAUACGGGGGAAAGAACCGAUACCUUUGGAUGUAAAAUGUGCAAUCAUGUCACCGACGCUGGGUCGCGCAAUCAGAGGAUCUGAAUAAUAAUCCAUACAGGCUACCCGGCGAUAAACGCACUCCAAAGGAAGAAAGCCAUGGGUGGCCAGAUCACGCGAAAUGCCCUUUACGACUCCCUUGGUGGCCCAUUCCCAUCCACAUCCCACCGAUGUCACCACAAGCCCAAGCGCUGCCUGCCCAUCCAGUGUGGCGGUGUUGGUGGGCCUCUUGCCAUCAGCCCACUGCUCUUCCAUCCCAAUGCCAAAGGUUCCCAAAUCAUCAUGGACCUGGCACAGAAGACUGUCAAGAGACAGGCCAGCUUCUGCAAUGCCAUCACCUUCAGCAACAGGCCCAUAGCGUUGUACGAGCAAGUUCGCCUCAAGAUUACUAAAAAGCAGUGCUGCUGGAGCGGGGCCCUGCGUCUGGGCUUCACCUCCAAAGACCCUUCCAGGAUCAACCCGGACAACCUGCCCAAGUACGCGUGCCCCGACCUGGUCUCCCAGAGCGGCUUCUGGGCCAAGGCCCUGCCGGAGGAGUUUGCCAAUGAGGGAAACGUCAUCGCCUUUUGGGUGGACAAGAAGGGCCGCGUCUUCUACCGCAUAAACGAGUCUAGCCCCAUGUUGUUCUUCAGUGGGGUUCGUACUGCUGAACCCCUCUGGGCCCUCAUCGACGUUUACGGUCUAACCCGUGGAGUGCAGCUGCUAGACAGUGAGAUUGUUCCUCCGGACUGCCUGCGUCCACGCUCCUUCACCACAGUGCGCUCCUCCUCCCUGCGUCGCGAAGCCGACGACUCCCGCCUGUCCGUCAGCUUGUGUGACCUCAACCUGCAGCAGGAGGACGGAGGCCCCGCCCACAGCCACGCCCACCGCCACACCCUCCACCUGGCCUCGGCCUCCUCCUCCUCCACCUGCCCCAUCCCUCAAAACUCCCUCAACUCCCAGCAGUCCUCGCUGCUGCCCCCCGCCCUGGAGAGUGACCUGCACUUCCACCAGCUGCGCGGCGCCCACAUCAAGACCCUGGACGAGCAGACGGUGGCGCGCUCGGAGCACACGCGCGAGGAGCGCACCCUGGUCUUCACCGACCGGCCCCUGCGCACCGGAGAGACUGUGUUCAUCAAAGUCACCAAGUCCAGCCCGGCGCGCUCAGGCUCGCUGUCCUACGGCGUGACGUCCUGCGACCCGGCCAUGCUGCGACCGAGCGACCUGCCCUACAACCCGGAGGCGCUGGUGGACCGAAAGGAGUUCUGGGCCGUGUGCCGGGUGCCCACGCCUCUCCAGAGCAGCGACAUCCUCGGCUUCUUGGUGAACCAGGAAGGAGAGGUCAUCCUCAGCCACAACGGCACCAACGUGGGCAUGCAGGUGUGCGUGGACAACUCGCGCCCGCUCUGGAUGUUCUUCGGUCUGCAUGGCGCUGUCACUCAGCUGAGAAUUCUGGGUUCCACUCAUCUCGGGGAUCCGCGGACCACCUCCAGCCCCAGCUCGCCCUCCUCAUCUCCACACACCCCCAGCGCCCUGGGCAGUGGCAGCUCCGAUCCAGUCCUGAAUGGAGGGAUGUGUUCUGCUGCUUAUUGCAGCUCAGCAGGGGGAACAACACCCAAUUCACCAGUCAGCCUCCCCAAGUCACCUACGUUCCCAUCAGGCCAUGGGGCUUGGCCCGAUGAGUGCUCUAUCUGUUACGAGAACACUGUGGACACGGUCAUCUACGCCUGUGGACACAUGUGUCUCUGCUACACCUGUGGCCUCAAACUCAAGAAGAUGUCCAACGCCUGCUGUCCAAUCUGCAGAAGGCAGAUCAAAGACAUUAUCAAGACCUACCGCAGCACGUAAGGGGAAGACCAGGAAAUAGGAAGGCCGACAGUAAAUGAGGGGCCACCUAGGGGCAGCAAAAUCCCUGAGUAGGGUAAAGAAACUUAUAAGUUCAGGGAAUAUGAACUCUGGUACUUUAUGGUAAUUUGGUGUUUUCACAGAACUGUUGUUGGCUGGAUAUCUCACACGACCUGUUCCAAAGUCGGUACUGUUUCAUUUGGAAGGUCUCUUUCACUUUCAGGUUGCUCUCACAGCCUCCCCACAGAGGCAGCACUUGAAGUGGCAGGGGGUUGCAGUGAGAACUUUCUUCUUGCUAGAAGUGUUCACUCUCUCCUGGGAUUUUGGAAGUUUUCAAGACUUUGAGGUAGAGGGAAGACAGAACGAAUUUGUCAUGCUUUCAUUUGUUGAGCCAUGUUUAGGAUUUAGAGACUUAACCUAUUUGCACCAAGACAAAUGAGUAAACUGGGGGCUUUAUGUCUCAGUAAUAGCUGUUUUAUGUUGUGGUAGAGGGUGGCUGAGGCACAGAAAUGUGCUGUCAAUCUGAUGCAUAUUACUGAUUUUACCAGACAAAGCACACCCAUGGCAGGAAAUGCUUUAGAUACUCACCUCAGUAUGUCACAACUUGUGUCUGUGUGUUACUGAGCCCAACUGCAGUGGAAAAGAGGCGCCUUUCUGGCAUCAGUCUGGCGUCACAGUGAUGAAUCGGAUGAAUUUCUGUUAUUGUAGAAAACUGUCAAUGAGCGAUGUCUUUUAAGAUGCGAGGCACACGGACUUCAGUAUAUUAAGUAGGAUUGUAACUCCUCUUGUACUCGUAUAUUCUCAAAUUAAUGUACCUUUAUGGUAGUUCUAUUGCAAAUGUUGGUGGUAGCUGUAUUGUUGCGCUAGCUAGCUGCUUGCUCUGCAGUGUGGUAUGCACUGAAAUCAGCAAUGUCCUCUCAGAAAUGCCCCAUUUUUUACAGAGAGGAUAAAGUGAAAAAUGUUACACAACCUUCAAACCUGUGUCUAACAGCCUCUGCAUCUCAGAACUUUGUAUCAUAUGAAUGGAAAUAGGACGUGGCAAAACAGUAAUUAGAUAUUCCUCAGGGCCAGCUAUGUUUUUUUUUUUUUUUUUAACUAUUUUCCCAAAUUCUACCUAUAUCCGUGCCUAAUAACACUGUGAGCUCUCAUGACGAAUUGACAGGUCCUCAAAAUAGCUCCCAUAACAACAUAUAAAGUCAAAGGAUUGUUGCCAUGGUAUCAGCAGUCACCACAGAUACGACACAGCCUCCUGCCUUAACUCAUGGAGGGAUCAUUUGUAACGUACGGAUGUACGGUAUUCUGUGUCUCUGCUGUGUUUUCCAAGACCCCUCACAAAAUACCAAAUAAUGCUGUUGUGUGGCACAAACGGUCACAACAUGUCCACUCAGAGGAGAAAAAGCACACAAAUUCAAUGUUAUUUUUGUAACCUAACUACAUGACAGGUCUGUACUUAAACUAUUAAUUAUAUGUAUAUUAACCUUUGGGACUUAAGUACAGACUUUUCACCAGCAGCAAAAAUCCUUUAUAUACUAUAUCCUUUACACGUUUCAAUUCAGGGGCAGAGGAACUUUGAGGGAAAACUGCAGUAUCAACAGCUGAUAUUUUGAAUAUUAGUUCUUGUCCAGCACUAUAUGAUUCCUAUAGUCUAAUUUCAUUAUGAAAUGCUUGAUAAUAUCCCCCACAAAUUUCACUCACACCUGUACAUACAGCAACUGAACUGUAAGCCAUAGCUUAUUACAGGAUAUCACAUGAAGCUGAGAGGUUGUUUUUCGAGAAAGUACAUUGUACUUCAUAAUGUAGAUAAUCAACAAAUGGGGCUCAAACCUAUGCUGCUAUGGUGUUUGCCAGCUGUCCCUUUUGGCAAAUGCUGAUAUUGAUGUUCUGCACAUCCUCCCUCCAUACAUACAGUUUGAUUACGCUACUGCUUGAAGUGUUAAUUCACAUUUGAAUGUUAACUUAUGUAUUUAGAGAGGUAAAUGACUUUUAUUGGUGUGCUUGAAUUGAAAAAAAAGAAAAAAAAAUGUAUUUUUUUUUACGUUUGUUUUGAUCAGUAAUAAUGAUUAUAAUAAGAUUUGCUUUCUUGUUUUAUCCAAACCACAAGAACCUAAACUCAUUCUUAUUUUGUAAUGGAUUUUCCUCAGUAAGGAUAAAGAUGUUUUCUUGUACCUUGCAGCAAUAAGAGAUAUUGCAGUACACAAUCACAACCUCAUUGCUUUGGGGUGCAAGAUAUAAACUCUUGAUUUUACAAUCCCUGAAUUUCAGGUGUUCUUUUUGUAAUUUAACUUCAUGUGUGUAACCCCAUGUUAGGAAGCGCUAGUACCCAGUUCUGUAUUUAUAACUCUAUACAGUUAUAUUGUUUGAACACCAUCGCUGUAUGGUAAUGAAAACUGUCACUUUAUAAACCUCCUGAUUGUAAUUUUUUAAACGUUUAGGCCAUAGUUGCUCUCUGGGAUUCGACCAUGGCAUGUUUUAUUUUGAGCUGGCACUUCGACCAAAUCAAAAAGUGUAUUUUUUUUUUCAGUCUUUUCCAUAAGUAUUAUUAUAUUCAUGUAAUUCCCUUGGUGUAAAACACUGCAAUCAUGUUUUGUCUUUUUUUUUUUUUUUUUUUACUUUUUGGAACUACAAUCAUUGGUUUUGGACCACACAAAUUGAUGUACAUUAUAUUGCGCUAAAUCACAGUCAGUUUUCAAGCUAAAUAACCACUUGGCUGAGCUUUUUUUAUCUAUAAAUUAAUAUUAGAUGCACACUCACACUGGCUUUUCAUGAGAGGCUGCCAUGCGAUUGUCUUUUUUUAAACUAUUAUUAUUAUUAUUUGUGCAUAAAGUUCCAGAAACCCCCCACUGGCCCUUUGAAUGUUCUUGACCCUGUAAUGUACUAGUAUUUGUCCUUCACUGACGUGCAAACUAAUUCCUCCAAACGUACUUUACUUGUGAGUUUGCUUUUUUCUGCUUUGCUUCUAUAAUGAUACGACCCCUCUGUGUCUGGCAGAGCACACCUCAGCAGAUUUAGAGAAUUGCAGUUUUCCCUUUUCUUUAGAUUUUUAGUACUUUUUUUGUCAUGCGUGAGUUGUUUGUUCACUCCAAGUGAACUUUGGGACCAACAGUAGACGAGCACCGAAGCGGGAUGCUGUAGUCAUCAUGUAGACUGGAAGCAAUGGGCAGCGUUCGAAAUACAAUAUAGUGCUCUGUUUGGCCAUUGUUGUGACACAGCAGCUGAAGUACUUUGCAAACCUGUAUUUUUAUUUAUUUUAUUAUUUUUUUUUUUUCAUUUGAAACAGCAGUAGUUUCCAAGUGUUUCUUUGUGAACUCUGUUCAGUGUGAGUCGAAUGAUUGUGAUCAAUAAAA